GCAACUGGGUAAUCCGAACUCCGCAAAAAGAGAAAUAGCUUCUACUCCGAGUUUCGAAAACCUUGCGUUGCUAAAAUCCAAACACCGAUAAUCCCUCCAAAUGACUCCUAAACCUUUCAACUUUCCCGCCAAACGCACAACCGCACUUUUCCUCCUAACCGCCACCGCUGUCUCCGCCGCACAAACUUCCAGCUCCGCCGUGCCCUCUCCUCUCCCCGCACUCUCCCCUGAAAAAAUCGGAGGCGAAAUCCACGGUCUCAUCCGCACCGCACGUGCCGUCUCCACGGUCGCAUCCACGGUUGUUGACUACGAAUUCUCGUUGCGCGGCCUUCCAAAGGACUCCGAUCAGUACCGUCAAACGAUUUCUCAGGUUCAUCUACGCUCUGCCAAGAGGUUUCUCAAGCUAUGCGAAGCCAACAAAGGAUUUUAUGUGAAGGCUGGACAGUUCGUUUCGGCGCAGAAAGUGCUUCCGAAAGAAUACUCGUCCACUUUGUCUUCCUUACAGGAUCAGGUUGCUCCUCUUCCUUUUAAAGUUAUUGGGGAAGUGUUAAAGGAUAAUCUCGGACCUGAUUUCUCUGAGAUGUUUCUGUCAAUUGAUGAACAACCUGUAGCUGCUGCAUCUAUUGCUCAAGUUCAUCGUGCAGUGCUGAAAAGUGGUCAUGAAGUAGCAAUCAAGGUACAAUAUCCUUGGAUAGAGCAGCAAAUGAAUUUUGAUACAAGAACAAUGUAUUUCCUAUCAAAAACUAUUUCAUGGUUAUACCCUCAAUACAGGCUUGAGUGGUUACCAUUAGCGUUUGCCAAGUCCAUGUCUUCAGAACUUGAUUUUGUUCAAGAGGCAAGGAAUUCCGAGAUAGCAGCCAAAACUUUCAGAAAUAGCAAAAUGGUCAGAAUUCCUCAUGUAUUCUGGGACUUGACUACAAGACAAAUCCUAACCAUGCAGUUUUAUACAGGACACAAGAUUGAUGACUUGGAUUUUCUGAAUCAGAUUGGGGUCGAUCCAGAAAAGGUAGCAAAAUCAUUGACUGAGCUGUUUGCUGAAAUGAUAUUUGUACAUGGCUACAUACAUGGUGAUCCACACCCUGGUAAUAUAUUAGUUUCUCCGGAAGGUUGUAAUGGUUUCUCUUUGGUUCUUCUAGAUCAUGCAGUCUACACGGUAUUGGAUGAAGAAUUUAGAAAAGAUUUUUGUCAAUUAUGGGAAGCUUUGAUUCUCAAGGAUUCAAUGAAAAUAAUGCGGCUCGGUGAGCGAUUUUGUGCUGGGAAGUAUUCCAGAUAUUUACCCAUCAUUUUCACUGGUACAACCAUUGAAAGCAAAAAUGCCGUUGGCAUAUCAAUUGAAGAAAAAGAGACCUUGAAACAUGAAUUGAAAUCUCUGUUGUUUGAGGACUUAUCUUCAUUCAUGGAGUCUCUGCCCCCAGAUUUUAUUGCUAUAAUGCGUAUAGAUGCACUGUUAAGGUAUAUCAUUAGAAAGAUGGAUGUCUCACGGGUCACGAGGUUGCUAACUUACACCAAAUAUGCUGUGUAUGGUCGUCUCUGUCCAAAGUUGGAUGGGGAAGGUGAAUCGUGUAAAAUACUCAGAACAAACUUCUAUUUUGCUGUCAAAGCUAGCUUUUUCAGUUUCAUGUCAACGUUAAAAUAUCUUCGCAUCCUACUAACGGUCCUUACAGGGGCCACUGACGUUAUCCCUAGGCGGCAGAAGUUGAAAAGUGUACAGAAUUACUUGCAUAGCAAGAUCAAUUGUGACACUUUGGGCCUCUUGGUGCAUUCCGUUUUUCUUCUUUUAUGUGUCUGUCCUAAUGCAUUGUUUUAAACAUUGAAUUGUCUCAAGCGAAGGUUCAUUUUGACGGUAUACUAUCCCUGAAUAAGAGUUGGGAGUGUAUCGUGACAGAAACCAGAGUAUAAAAGGAGGGGAUCUCAAAUAAAUAGAAGAAUGGUUAAGAUUAAAAUUAAUUAAAAUAAUCUUAACCAUUGUGUAUAGGUUAUAUGGUUACAAUUUACUCUUUUAUUUUCAUUUUAUGCAUGCACUAAAUGUCCGAGGAUAUGUAUA
Molecule: messenger RNA, 2044 nt
Organism: Glycine soja
Lineage: Eukaryota; Viridiplantae; Streptophyta; Magnoliopsida; Fabales; Fabaceae
Exons: 16
Coding region: 101-1807 (568 amino acids)
Source: RefSeq, a predicted model, not a curated record